This is a messenger RNA of Aedes albopictus (Asian tiger mosquito), 1089 nucleotides long. Its product is annotated as elongation of very long chain fatty acids protein 4. NCBI's taxonomy places the organism in Eukaryota, Metazoa, Arthropoda, Insecta, Diptera, Culicidae. Gene Ontology annotation, cellular component: endoplasmic reticulum membrane. The record is from RefSeq and is a predicted model, not a curated record. Gene Ontology annotation, biological process: fatty acid elongation, monounsaturated fatty acid; fatty acid elongation, saturated fatty acid; sphingolipid biosynthetic process. Gene Ontology annotation, molecular function: fatty acid elongase activity. The coding region runs from base 146 to 973 and encodes 275 amino acids. The transcript has 3 exons.
GACUGGUUAAAAUUACGACCUUGGGGAUUCCGCAAAUUUGGCAUACCUAUAAAAAUGAGGAAUUGCUGUGCGUUCGGGUUACAUUCUCGUGAGUUGUUUGGGAUAGUCGAGAUCGGGUAUUGCAUUUCGGGUGAAGAUCACAAUCAUGGAGAUAGCGGUUGCGAAAAUGGUCAGCAGUUACAAUCAGUUUAUGUGGAAGAAUAGAGAUCUUCGUAGUGCUCAUUUGCCGUUGCUGAGCACAAACUGGCAAGUUCCGGUGAUCGUUGUAGUGUAUAUGCUAACAGUGCUGAAGUAUGGACCCAGGUUCAUGGCCAAACGAAAAGCAUUUGAUUUAACUAAAUACAUUGAGAUAUACAACAUAGUGCAAAUCGCAACGAACGGUGUACUUUUCUCAUUUUUAGUCUAUCAUCUAUUAAAGCGACCCACAAUGUCCUACAUUUGUCAAUCUGUAGACUUUUCCGAAACUACAUCAGGCUACGAAGAACUGUACAUUAUGUACACUUACUUCGUUCUGAAGAUCUUGGAUCUCUCCGACACGGUGUUCUUCGUGCUCCGGAAGAAGCAAUCACAGGUGACCUUUCUUCACGUAUAUCAUCAUGCGAUCAUGGUGCUUAUCGGUUAUUAUGGAACGCUGUUUGUGCCAGGAGGUCACAACUUCGUACUAGUCCUGUGGAAUUCCAUCGGGCAUUCGCUGCUCUACCUGUACUACAACCUAGCAAUGCAUAAAUCUCCAGUGGCAGCACGGUACAAAAUAUACCUCACGAGGAUGCAGCUGGUACAGUUUGUGUAUCUGGCCGUACACUAUGGACGUCCGGCGCUAACCGGGAUGGAUUGUGGAUUCCCGAAGCUGUGGCACUGGACCGGGUUCUCCCAGACGUUAUUCUUUUUGGGAAUGUUUUUGGAUUUCUACGUUAAGUCGUACCUUGGGAAAGGUGGGGUAAAGGAUGACAAAGUAGUUCGGAAAUCUGACUGAAUAUAUUGCGUUUCAAACUCGGAGAAAAUAUUUGUCGGGCUAGUUUUACAAGAAGCAAGUUAUUGCUAAUAUUAGUCGUAACAUAUUUUCAGAAUACGUACCAUAACGACAAUAUA